UUAUUUUUGUGGUAGUUCCUUUUUUCAAGUACAUUCUCUGUAAAAUGGAGAACGAGAUUUUUACUCCCCUUCUGGAGCAGUUCAUGACCAGCCCCUUGGUCACUUGGGUUAAAACGUUUGGACCUCUGGCUGCAGGAAAUGGGACCAACCUGGAUGAAUAUGUGGCUUUGGUGGAUGGGGUGUUCUUGAACCAAGUUAUGCUCCAAAUUAAUCCUAAAUCGGAGAGUCAGAGAGUAAAUAAAAAAGUCAACAAUGAUGCCUCACUUAGAAUUCAUAAUCUAUCCAUUUUGGUGAGACAGAUAAAAUUUUAUUACCAGGAGACUUUGCAGCAGUUGAUUAUGAUGUCUUUGCCAAAUGUCUUAAUCAUUGGCAAAAAUCCCUUUUCUGAACAAGGCACAGAAGAAGUUAAAAAGUUGCUUUUACUUUUACUGGGUUGCGCAGUUCAGUGUCAGAAAAAAGAAGAAUUUAUUGAAAGAAUUCAAGGUUUAGAUUUUGAUACAAAAGCAGCAGUUGCCGCACAUAUUCAAGAGGUAACCCAUAAUCAGGAAAAUGUGUUUGAUCUACAAUGGAUGGAAGUGACUGACAUGUCUCAGGAGGAAAUAGAACCACUCUUGAAAAACAUGGUAUUGCAUCUAAAAAGACUUAUAGAUGAGAGAGAUGAGCAUUCGGAGACUAUCGUUGAACUCUCUGAGGAGCGGGAUGGUCUUCAUUUUCCACCCCAUGCCUCUUCAUCUGCACAGUCACCUUGUGGUUCUCCAGGCAUGAAGCGAACAGAAAGUCGACAACAUCUGUCAGUGGAACUGGCAGAUGCUAAGGCCAAGAUAAGAAGGCUUAGGCAGGAAUUGGAGGAAAAGACUGAACAGUUGUUGGACUGUAAACAAGAACUUGAGCAAAUGGAAAUAGAACUAAAAAGGCUGCAACAAGAGAACAUGAAUUUGCUUUCGGAUGCUCGUUCUGCAAGAAUGUAUCGAGAUGAAUUAGAUGCGCUUCGGGAGAAGGCUGUCAGAGUUGAUAAGCUGGAAAGUGAAGUUAGCAGAUACAAAGAGAGGCUACAUGAUAUUGAAUUUUAUAAGGCAAGAGUUGAGGAAUUAAAAGAAGACAAUCAAGUUUUAUUAGAAACAAAAACCAUGUUGGAAGACCAAUUAGAAGGAACUCGAGCUCGUUCUGAUAAAUUACAUGAAUUAGAAAAAGAAAAUUUACAACUGAAGGCUAAACUGCAUGAUAUGGAAAUGGAGCGUGAUAUGGAUAGAAAAAAGAUUGAAGAAUUAAUGGAAGAAAAUAUGACUUUGGAAAUGGCACAGAAACAAAGUAUGGAUGAAUCAUUACAUCUUGGCUGGGAGCUGGAACAAAUAUCCAGAACUAGUGAACUUUCUGAAGCACCACAGAAAUCCUUGGGCCAUGAGGUAAAUGAAUUGACAUCAAGUAGGUUGUUGAAGUUGGAGAUGGAAAAUCAGAGUUUGACAAAAACUGUAGAAGAGCUUCGGAGUACUAUGGAUUCUGCAGAAGGCAGCACUUCCAAAAUCCUGAAAAUUGAAAAAGAAAAUCAAAGACUAAGUAAGAAGGUUGAAAUUCUUGAAAAUGAGAUUAUUCAAGAAAAGCAAAGUCUUCAGAAUUGUCAGAAUUUAAGCAAGGAUCUAAUGAAGGAGAAAGCUCAGCUUGAAAAAACAAUUGAAACACUUAGAGAAAAUUCAGAGAGACAGAUUAAAAUAUUGGAACAGGAAAAUGAACAUCUGAAUCAAACUGUGUCCUCCUUAAGGCAGCGCUCCCAGAUAAGUGCUGAAGCAAGGGUGAAAGACAUUGAAAAAGAAAAUAAAAUUCUCCAUGAAUCUAUCAAGGAAACAAGUAGCAAGCUAAGCAAGAUUGAAUUUGAAAAAAGGCAAAUCAGAAAAGAAUUGGAACAUUAUAAAGAAAAAGGAGAACGAGCAGAAGAACUUGAAAAUGAGUUACAUCAUCUUGAAAAAGAAAAUGAAUUGUUACAGAAAAAGAUAACCAAUUUAAAAAUUACUUGUGAAAAAAUUGAGGCCUUAGAACAAGAAAAUUCAGAGCUAGAAAGAGAAAAUAGGAAAUAUAAAAAAACAUUGGAUAGCUUUAAAAACCUUACUUUUCAGUUAGAAUCCCUAGAGAAAGAGAAUUCCCAGCUUGAUGAGGAAAACUUAGAACUGCGAAGGAAUGUAGAAUCUUUAAAGUGUGCAAGCAUGAAAAUGGCUCAGCUACAACUAGAAAACAAAGAACUGGAAAGUGAAAAAGAACAACUUAAGAAAGGUUUAGAGCUCAUGAAAGCAUCUUUCAAGAAAACAGAACGCUUAGAGGUUAGCUACCAGGGUUUAGAUACAGAAAAUCAAAGGCUACAGAAAGCUCUAGAAAACAGCAAUAAAAAAAUUCAGCAGUUGGAAAGUGAACUACAAGACUUAGAGAUGGAAAAUCAAACAUUGCAAAAAAACCUAGAAGAGUUAAAAAUAUCUAGCAAAAGACUAGAACAGCUAGAAAAAGAAAACAGAUCAUUAGAACAAGAGACUUCUCAACUGGAAAAGGAUAAGAAACAACUGGAGAAGGAAAAUAAGAGACUCCGACAACAAGCAGAAAUAAAAGAUACCACAUUAGAAGAAAAUAAUGUGAAAAUUGGAAAUUUGGAAAAAGAAAACAAAACCCUUUUCAAAGAGAUUGGUAUUUAUAAAGAAUCCUGCAUUCGUCUGAAAGAAUUAGAGAAAGAAAAUAAGGAGCUUGUGAAAAGAGCAACUAUUGAUAUAAAAACUUUAGUUACAUUACGAGAGGAUUUGGUGAGUGAAAAACUGAAGACUCAACAAAUGAAUAAUGAUCUUGAAAAAUUAACUCAUGAGCUUGAGAAGAUAGGGUUAAAUAAAGAACGACUCUUACAUGAUGAGCAGAGUACUGAUGACAGAUACAAACUUUUGGAAUCAAAAUUAGAAUCUACUCUAAAGAAGUCCCUUGAAAUAAAAGAAGAAAAAAUCGCUGCAUUAGAAGCUCGAUUAGAAGAGUCCACAAAUUAUAACCAGCAGUUGCGCCAAGAACUUAAAACAGUGAAAAAGAAUUAUGAAGCUCUCAAGCAGAGACAAGAUGAGGAAAAGAUGGUACAGAGCUCUCCUCCAGUUUCUGGUGAAGAUAACAAAUGGGAGCGAGAAAGUCAAGAAACAACCAGAGAGCUUCUGAAAGUUAAAGACAGAUUAAUUGAAGUUGAAAGAAAUAAUGCUACACUACAAGCAGAGAAGCAAGCAUUGAAAACUCAACUGAAGCAACUUGAGACACAGAACAAUAAUUUGCAGGCUCAGAUUCUUGCACUUCAGAGGCAGACAGUAUCAUUACAGGAGCAGAAUACCACUCUUCAAACACAGAAUGCCAAGCUUCAGGUUGAAAAUUCCACUCUUAAUUCCCAAAGUACCUCACUUAUGAACCAGAAUGCACAACUCCUAAUCCAGCAGUCUUCCUUAGAAAAUGAAAAUGAAUCUGUGAUCAAAGAGCGAGAAGACCUGAAAUCUCUCUAUGAUUCUCUGAUCAAAGAUCAUGAAAAGCUGGAACUUCUGCAUGAACGACAGGCUUCAGAGUAUGAGUCUCUCAUUGCUAAACAUGGAACUCUAAAGUCUGCCCACAAAAAUCUUGAGGUGGAACAUAAAGACCUUGAAGAUCGUUACAAUCAGUUACUAAAACAGAAAGGACAAUUGGAAGAUUUGGAAAAAACACUGAAGGUAGAACAGGAAAAAAUGCUGCUUAAAAACAAAAACCAUGAAACUGUAGCUGCAGAAUACAAGAAACUUUGUGGUGAAAAUGAUAGGUUGAAUCAUACGUAUAAUCAGCUUUUAAAAGAGACUGAAGUUUUACAAACUGACCAUAAAAACUUGAAAAGUCUUCUAAAUAGUUCCAGACUGGAACAAACAAGAUUAGAAGCUGAAUUUUCAAAGUUAAAGGAACAAUACCAACAACUGGACAUCACAUCCACCAAGCUAAAUAACCAGUGUGAGUUGCUAAGCCAACUUAAAGGAAAUUUAGAAGAGGAAAAUCGACAUCUACUAGAUCAAAUUCAGACAUUAAUGCUACAGAACAGAACACUAUUGGAGCAGAAUAUGGAAAGCAAGGAUCUUUUUCAUGUUGAACAAAGACAGUACAUUGAUAAGUUAAAUGAAUUAAGACGACAGAAGGAGAAAUUAGAAGAGAAAAUUAUGGAUCAAUACAAAUUUUAUGACCCAUCUCCUCCUAGAAGGAGAGGCAACUGGAUUACUCUAAAAAUGAGAAAACUGAUAAAGUCUAAGAAAGACAUUAAUCGGGAGCGUCAGAAAUCACUAACAUUAACACCAACCCGCUCAGACUCCAGUGAAGGAUUUCUUCAACUCCCCCAUCAAGAUAGUCAAGACAGUUCUUCAGUAGGUUCAAACUCUUUAGAAGAUGGCCAAACUCUGGGGACCAAGAAAAGCAGCAUGGUUGCACUGAAAAGACUGCCCUUUUUGAGGAACAGACCGAAGGAUAAAGACAAAAUGAAGGCCUGCUACCGUCGUUCCAUGUCCAUGAAUGACCUGGUGCAGUCCAUGGUCCUAGCAGGAGGACAGUGGACAGGUAGUACUGAGAAUUUGGAGGUUCCUGAUGAUAUUGCAACGGGUAAAAGGAGAAAAGAAUUGGGAGCUAUGGCCUUCUCUACUACAGCCAUCAACUUUUCAACUGUCAACUCUUCUACAGGCUUCAGAUCCAAGCAGUUGGUUAAUAAUAAAGAUACUACAUCCUUUGAAGACGUAAGUCCACAAGGUAUUAGUGAUGAUUCUAGUACGGGAUCAAGAGUUCAUGCUUCGAGACCAGCCAGCCUUGAUAGUGGCAGAACAUCCACUAGCAAUAGCAAUAAUAAUGCUUCACUCCAUGAAGUCAAAGCAGGUGCAGUUAAUAUCCAAAGCAGGCCACAAAGCCACAGCAGUGGAGAAUUUAGCCUGCUUCAUGAGCAUGAGGCGUGGUCCAGCAGUGGUAGCAGUCCAAUCCAAUACUUGAAAAGACAGCCCAAAUCAAGUCCAGUGCUCCAGCACAAAACACUAGAGAGUCGAGCACAUCACAGGGUCAAAACUGGUUCCCCAGGAAGUGAAGUUGUUACUCUACAACAGUUUUUGGAAGAAAGCAACAAGCUUACCUCAAUACAGAUAAAGCCCUCAAGUCAAGAGAAUCUUUUAGAUGAAGUAAUGAAAAGUUUGUCUGUCUCUUCUGACUUCUUGGGAAAAAACAAACCAGUUAGCUGUGGUCUGGCCAGGUCAGUAAGUGGAAAAACUCCAGGAGACUUCUAUGAUAGAUGGACAACUAAGCCUGAACAAUUUGUGAGACCUGGUCCUCAAAAGACUGAAGAUACCUAUUUCAUUAGUUCUUCCAGAAAGCCUACACUAGGCACUCAAGGAAAGAUAAAAGUAGUAAAAGAAACUUCUCUGUCACGACAAUCAAAAGAUAGUAAUCCCUAUGCCACUUUACCUCGUGCAAGCAGUGUGAUCUCUACUGCCGAAGGAACUACUCGAAGGACGAGCAUCCAUGAUUUUUUGACCAAGGACAGUAGACUACCUAUGUCAGUUGAUUCACCACCAGCUACUGCUGAUAACAGCAUCACUGCAGCAUCUAAUGUGGACAAAGUACAAGAAAGCAGAAAUUCAAAAAGCAGGUCUAGGGAGCAACAAAGCUCCUAAUUCUAUUACCCACUACAUGACAUGUGGGCCAAGUGAGAGAAAAGUGUCCUUCAGUUUCUCAGUGUGAAGCCUUUAUUUCUGAAGUAACAAGACACCCAACUAUAGGAAUCACUUUUUAAAAUCUUUAAGACUUUAACAAUCCUUCGUGACUAGAGCAGGAAAGAAAUACAAACCUUCAUUCCUUCCUUGAAUCAAGGAGCACUACUGGAGUCAACUGCCAAAAUUUUUAGAAGGUUUUGUGACUUACUGUACAUUGUACUGUUAAGAUCUACUGAAUAAAGGAUGUUCUCUCACUAAGGACCAAGUGUUUUAAGGUUUCAAGAAGUACUCCAAGAACAAUAUACUUCUUUCAUCAUUUGUUUAUGAAUUUAUCCAUGUUUGCUUAAUGCUUCUGCUAAGUAUUAGUCUAAAUCUAGCCAUUAUAUUUAGUUGUGUAAACCUAAAUUAAAUGCUGUAGUAUGUUGUGGGAUGUACUAUAUAUCAAGAUACAGAGAACAUUGUUUUGGCAUGUCAGAGCCUUAUUUGGUUAGCAGACUGCAUGUGUUGGUAUUCUUUUUUUUUUUUUAAGCCUAUUAUUUUAUGCACUGCAAAAGAAAUUCAGUUUAUGAGAUAACUCUGAAAAGUCCAUAAUAAGAUAGGAGUUAUAAAAAAUUUACAGUGAUAUUAAUCUUUCCGUAUCCCCCACUAGCAACACUAAGCAAUUCACACAUGGAUCUAAGGUAAUUAAAGUGUGUUUUUCUGAAACUUUUUUUUUAGUAAGAUGGUUUUCUAGAAAAUGGCAUUCCCAAGAUAAAGCUGUUGUGUUUGAACUCAUUUCCCUCCUUUAGUACUGGGUUAUGUAUGUGUUUGUUUUUUUAACUUCAGAGCUGACUGUUGCUUAAGAAGUUUUCUUAUGGCAAAAAUAAUGUAAAUAAUUUACUAUGAUCUGCAUUUUGCCAGGAACUCAUUUAUUAUUAAGGUUAUCACUUAUUAAUAAAAAUCUUUCUGUUUUUGUCCUUUAUAAUACAUUAAAGUUGGUAACUGUUAUCGGUACUUUUGAAAUAUUUGUAUGCAUUUGUUACC
Messenger RNA from Lagenorhynchus albirostris (white-beaked dolphin), 6719 nucleotides. It is a transcript of the gene CCDC88A, whose product is annotated as coiled-coil domain containing 88A. Gene Ontology annotation, biological process: cytoskeleton-dependent intracellular transport; cytoplasmic microtubule organization. Bases 45 to 5657 code for a protein of 1870 amino acids. The transcript has 33 exons. NCBI's taxonomy places the organism in Eukaryota, Metazoa, Chordata, Mammalia, Artiodactyla, Delphinidae. Gene Ontology annotation, molecular function: microtubule binding; dynein light intermediate chain binding. The record is from RefSeq and is a predicted model, not a curated record. Gene Ontology annotation, cellular component: cytoplasm; centrosome.